This is a messenger RNA of Drosophila hydei, 3556 nucleotides long. Its product is annotated as WD repeat-containing protein 75. Gene Ontology annotation, biological process: positive regulation of transcription by RNA polymerase I; positive regulation of rRNA processing. The transcript has 7 exons. Bases 188 to 3391 code for a protein of 1067 amino acids. NCBI's taxonomy places the organism in Eukaryota, Metazoa, Arthropoda, Insecta, Diptera, Drosophilidae. Gene Ontology annotation, molecular function: protein binding; RNA binding. The record is from RefSeq and is a predicted model, not a curated record. Gene Ontology annotation, cellular component: nucleolus.
GCAUAUUGUUUUUUGCAGCACUAUUGCCCGCCGAGUUUAGCAACACUGUAAAAAGCAGCUACACGUGCGGUUUGUGAUUUGUAUGAAAAUACUUAGCAGAAAAUAAGUUGUUAUUGCUUAAAAUAUAUAGUUUUAGAGUGUAUAAGCAGUUAAAACUGCCCCACAAGGCUGCUAAGUUGUUACAGCCAUGAAUUUCGACGACGAAGACGGACUCGAGCUGCAGCAUUUGGCGGGCGGCAACAUUGUGGAACAUGCGCCUGUUUUCUCUGCGCAGGGAAGAUUUGUCUUUGUACGUUGCGGUCUUAAAGUACAGGUGUUUGUCACCACCACGGGCGAAUUGACACGUGAACUAACAGACGCAACGGAUCCUUUGAUUAGCCUAGAGCUCGACGUGAAACAACCGGAAUUGCUGCUCGGCUGCACCAUCACAGGGCAAAUACUACGCUGGCAUUGGCGAACAGGAGUGCUACAGAAAAACAUCAACUUAAAGCUGGAAUUGGAGGGUCUGCAAAUACUUACAUGUAAUCUGCUGAAUCUGUACCAGGAAGGUGACACCGCCUGCGCCUUUGUGACGGCCAAGCGAAAAAGCGGCGAACAGAUCAUGUGGUAUGUGGUUAACACCAGCACAGGCGCCGUCGUUGACAUCAAAUGUGGCCUCAAAUUAAAAAUUCGAACACCAUUUGUGGAUGUGGGCAAAGGGGCCUUUAAGUACAUAAUACUAGCACAGGGUUACUAUGCUUACUUUAUCAACUAUACAACCUGGAAUUUUUGGCGGUUUAGGAACAUAAAUACAGCGUUAAUAACGUGUGUGCGUAUUAGUCCCUGUGAGGAGGUGGCAGCCACUGGCGAUGAAUUGGGCCGAAUCAUCAUCUGGCGACAGUUCGACGAUCAGGAACGUGUGCUAUGUAUGAAACAUCAUUGGCAUAAUACGGGUGUGACGAGCAUUGCGUUUACACCCACUGGCGUCAGUUUUUACAGCGCUGGCCAUGAAUCGGUUCUCGUGAAAUGGUCAAUGAUCAAUCAGGAUGAAAAGAGUUUCCUGCCGCGUAUGCCCAGCAUUAUAAGACACAUUGUGAUCAGUGACGGGAAUGAACAUGUGCUUGCCUGCACCGAUGACAAUGCGCUACAAUUUGUUAGCCCCAACGAAAGCAAGCUGGAAUCGACGCUACAACAUUUCACAUAUGCGCUGCCAGACAAGACGGGCAAGACUAUGUUUCCCAUUGGCCUCUGUCUCAAUCCACGCACAAAUACGCUGGUGCUCAAUGGACGCAUUGGACAAUUGCAAUUCUUCUCGGCUUAUACGAAGAGUUUGCUUUAUAAUCUGCGUAUUGUGGAGAGUAAUGUGCACUCACAGGAAGCGAAUCGCAUCAUCUACAAUACGUGCGUCACGCGGGCGGCCUUCAACAUCGAUUGGAUGGUCACGGGCGAGGUGUUCAACGAUCAGCGUAACUUUGCAGAGUUGCGACUCAAAUUUUGGCAAUAUCAGGAGCGAUUACAAUGUUACAAACUCAACACAAAUAUUGAGCUGCCGCAUGAAUAUGGUUUCCAAGCCAUCGUCUUUUCCAAUCAGUUCCAGGUGAACAAUUUGCGCUGUGCUAGCGCCGGCAAGGACAAUGUGAUCAAACUGUGGACUUUGGGCGAUUCGGAAAACAUUUACAAGCGUGGCAGCAUGUGGAGCUGUGAAGCUCAAGCGAGCUAUAAGCGUCAGACAAUUGGCUCCAUAUGCUUUUCUCAGGAUGGUUCACUGUUGGCUGCUGGCUAUGGCAGCACGUUGGUGCUGUACGAUGGGCGCACGUUACGAUUGUUGCACGCACUGAGCUCAUCUGCUGGAUAUGAUGGUGUUGUGGCCAAGGCACAGUUGCGUCUGGCUCCGAUGCCAUUGAAUGGAACGCGGACCGAGUUAACGCAGCAGCGUCAGAAGUUGUGGAGUCUACUGCAAACAUUGCUCGACAGCGACGAUCAGAAGCUGGUGCAGCAGGCGCGGCAGCUGAUGUCAAAUGCGCCGACCAGUCAAUCCAAGUCUAAAAUCGAACAGAUACCCAAGGAGUCUGUGUAUAAGCAUAUCAUGCAAAUGUCCGAGCUGGGAUUACAUCAAAAGUUGCAGCUGUUGCGCCGUUUUGGCAUCGAAUGCACUGUCCACGAGGCAUGUUAUAGACGCCUCAAGGAUCAUCUACAACAAUGUUUGGUGGACCCCAUUACUGUGCAGCGGCGCCUAAGAGCGUUAGAGGCGCGUUUGCACCGCCUGCAGCCUCGGCAACGCUUCAAGGCGAAACUGCGGUUAACACGGCUCAGCGGCAGGCGGAAAAACUACGAAGAGCUGGUCAAGCGGGAGCUGUUACCGCUCUUUAGUGUGCUGAAACUGGAUGAGACUACCAAAGCAGCACCAACUUCUUCGAAAAAGCGGAAACGCUGGGAAUCGCAGCCUGACAAGGCACUAAAAGCAAAGGCAGCGCCACUUCAAACGAUUGCCCAAAUAUCGCAUGUGCAAUUCGGAGCUGGCGCGCAGGCGCAUCUGGUGGCCGUCUGUACUGAAUCGCGCGUGCUCAUCUGGAACUUAAUGACACUCCGUCUGCAAGCAGGCCUCAAGCUAUCCGUGAGGCAAUUGGCCUUCGAUCCACUCACCAAUCUUAUAGCUGCCGUCACACGCAACGAUGAACUGCACGUCUUCCAGCCAAAUGUGCCGUUGCCCAUUUAUCAGCGCAGCAAUUUGCCCAAACUGUAUGGCUUAGUCUGGCUGCCGCGUCGUCAGCCCAAGCAGAGCUCCAUCAAUGUGGACUUUCAAGCGCAGUCCACGCUACAUAUGCUCACGCAAAACAAAGAGAUUGUCUAUCUGGCCACACCGGGUCAAAGCACAAUGGACGAUGCGCCGGCGCCCAUUUCGUUUGCUCAGCCCCCAGAUGCGCAGCAGCUGCUGCAAUAUGCAACCUUUGGCGGCUUCGUUGCCAGUCAAAAGUCCAGCGACGUCAUAGAAAAUGAACAGAGCAGCGGACCGCUGAUUGUGGGACGUGGUGCGCACAGCUCAGUGAAUGCGCUGGUCAAUUUGUCCGCCCAUACGAUGCCUGCGAUGAGCCUGAUCUGCGGCGAAUUCAUCAAAUCGUUGCUAACGCCUGCCGACAGCGCAGCUAGACAUAAAGCGGCGACAGAAGAGACUCUGAAUAAUGGCAAAUUAAAUGGCAAUGGGCUCGCGCAUCCAGGCAGCGAUGAAGAUGAAGACGAAGAAGAAGAAGAGCAGCAGCUGGCAGAACAGCAGCAGCAGGCAGAGGAGGUGCGGAAAACGUUGCUGGCGCAGAAAACGGCGCUGGAGGAAAACGACAGUCAGGAGGAUACGCAAUUAAAACUGGAUGAGCGAUUGCAACGCGUUGCGAAGCUCGAUGUACCGCUUGAGUUUUAGUUAUAGAAUUAUUACUUACUGUGCAGAGAAAGGCCAAUCGACCAUUUACUUUUUCCGUUCAGCUAUGCUAGGUACACUGACUCAUGUAGUUGUUGUAACAAAUGUUCUUGAUUUUUUUUGUAUGCAAAUGAGACACCUAUUAUGCUUAACUGUUUUAUAAAAUAU